Molecule: messenger RNA, 1629 nt
Organism: Cordyceps militaris CM01
Lineage: Eukaryota; Fungi; Ascomycota; Sordariomycetes; Hypocreales; Cordycipitaceae
Product: zinc carboxypeptidase
Exons: 1
Coding region: 1-1629 (542 amino acids)
Biological process (GO): proteolysis
Molecular function (GO): metallocarboxypeptidase activity; zinc ion binding
Source: RefSeq, a predicted model, not a curated record
AUGAAGACAAUCAGCUUUGCAACCGCGCUACUGGCGGUCGUCUCUGCCCACAGGCUCGGUGACAAUAAUUACUUCUGGCGCGAGGCGGCUGGUCCUCAGGCGCCUGCACGCGAAAUCGAUGCCAAAGCAGCUGUGUUUCCGUUCCUUACUAGGCUCCGGGACAGCGCGGUAGAAUUGCUCUUCGGCCGACAUCCCACCAAAGACUCUGCCAUGCCUAAAGUCAGCAUCGACAGCUUGCGCAACAAAUACGCCAACCAAAUCGUCAUGCGAUUCAACAUUACGAAUAUCGAAGAGGAGAAGGCGCUCGCCGAAGCGUCCAGUCGCCUCUUCCUCGACGUCUGGGCCGUCACUCGCGAUUAUGUCGAUAUUCGCAUGCCUACCAGUCAGGUCUCGCCACUCCUUGGCCUACUUCCAAAGAAGCUACAAUCUUCGCAUUUUGCAUUGAUAUCCGACCUCUCUAGGGCGAUAUACGAUUCUCUUGCUAAGGACUCGCCAUCCCGUCUUAUAGGGCCCAAGGGCACAUUUGAGCGAUUCCCAAGCCGUCUUACAGUGUCUGAUAGUCUCUUCUUCCAAAGAUAUCACCCUUUGAAGACAAUAAUGCAGUGGAUGCAGCUUUUGGAAUCCAUUUUCCCAGAGCACGUUAAAUACAUGUCCAUUGGACAGUCCUCUGAAGGACGUGACAUCCCUGCCCUCCGAGUCGGCCACCCCGGCACUGAUGCUGGUAAUGGCCCAAGAAAGACCAUGGUAAUAACCGCUGGUCUCCACGCACGCGAAUGGAUUUCGACUACAACAGCUAAUUAUGUGGCAUGGGCACUGAUCACGGAGUUCAACAAAGAUCCCGUAAUCACCAAGUUUUUGCACCACUUUGAUGUUGUUAUAAUUCCCGCGUUGAAUCCUGACGGUAUGGAAUACUCAUGGCAAAACGAUAGACUGUGGCGCAAAUCUAGGCAGGAAACCAGCCUCCAGAUGUGCAAAGGGUACGACCUCGAUCGAUCAUUUGGCUUCAGCGAAUCUUCCGAGCACAGGCAGAGCGACCCUUGCUCCGAAGACUACGGCGGCGAGGAGCCCUUUGAGGCCGCCGAAGCUGCAGCCUUUGCAAAUUGGGCUCACGAGCAGACGGAGAAGAACAAUGUGCAGUUUGUCGGGAUGAUUGAUUAUCAUUCUUACUCACAGCAGGUUCUUUUCCCGUAUGCAUAUUCCUGUGCUGCUGAGCCUCCGAACCUAGAGAAUUUGGAGGAGCUGGCAGCUGGUAUCGCAAAGACAAUACGCGUGUCUACUGGAGAGUCAUAUAGUGUUUCGCCAGCGUGCGAUGCUGCUUUGAUGGCGGACAGGAGAAACCUCACACUAUCACCCAGCAGACUCAACGAAGGUUCUGGCUCUGUGAUGGACUGGUUCUAUCACGAUAUGAACGCUCACUUUAGUUAUCAGAUCAAGCUGCGUGACCAUGGUUUGUAUGGAUUUCUACUCCCAGAUGAGGAGAUUAUUCCGACGGGUCGGGAGAUGUUUUUCGUCAUGAAGUACGUCGCCGAUUAUUUGCUGGGCAAUAACGGGAUUGAGAUGGUGGAGGAAACGGCAGAAGGCGAUAAUAUGAUGAACCAAGAGCUUCGCCGUCGGUAUAUGCGCCGUUAG